Messenger RNA from Helobdella robusta, 3781 nucleotides. RefSeq lists its product as hypothetical. The record is from RefSeq and is a predicted model, not a curated record. Lineage: Eukaryota; Metazoa; Annelida; Clitellata; Rhynchobdellida; Glossiphoniidae. The coding region runs from base 1 to 3279 and encodes 1092 amino acids. The transcript is spliced from 22 exons. Gene Ontology annotation, molecular function: metal ion binding; protein binding.
AUGCCCUCCGAGCUUCUGGACAACCUCAACAAAUCAAAAUUGAAAUCUGAACUCGACCUUGCUGAAACCAUUGACGAUGACGUCAAUGAAAUCGAUGCUGACGUCACAACUGCCCCUAUCACGUCAUCGUCUACGUCGUCAUCAGCUGAGGUCGAUUCAAAGGGGAAGUCCCAGUUCAACGAGCAAGCUAUUUAUAGAUUGCUGGAGGAAGGAGAGACGAUAACGAACAUGUUCAGAUGUGCACGCAUCCAAGGCCUGGACACGAUGGAGGGUCUGCUGUUGUUCGCCAGAGAACAUUUCUACAUCGUUGAUGGUUACACGCUCAUCACUUCGAAGGACAUCACUGACAUCGUUGCCAUUGACGGCUUGCCACCUGAAUUUCUAACGCUGGGAACAUCACUGACAGACAGUGCACAAGAAUCUGUGUCAGGUCAAAGGUUGAAUGCCAAAGUAGAGCAGAGGUUAAACUUCAAAUGUGUUCUCUGCUGGAAUCAUCGGAUCUCUGAUGGGGGAGAACGAGGUGAGAUAAGCAACUUUGAAUACCUCAUGUGCUUGAACACACUUGCUGGCCGGUCCUACAACGAUCUCAUGCAGUACCCCGUCUUUCCAUGGAUCGUUGCCGAUUAUGAUUCAGAAGAACUGGAUUUUACUAAUCCUUUCACAUUUCGCGAUCUUGCAAAUCCGAUGGGAGCACAAACCGCCGACAGGUUGAAGCAGUUCAAAAAGAGGUUCUCAGAUUGGGAUGAUCCACAUGGUGAGACGCCGCCUUACCACUACGGCACCCACUACUCGUCUGCAAUGAUCGUCGCCUCCUACCUUGGUGGGCAUUUCGACCUGGCGGACAGAAUGUUCCACAGCAUAAAAGAUGCAUGGCUGAGUGCCUCCAGGCACAACAUGGCUGACGUCAAAGAGCUCAUCCCUGAAUUCUUCUAUCUCCCUGAUUUCCUUCUAAAUUCUAAUAACUUUGAUCUUGGGGCAAAACAAAAUGGCGUAUUGCUAGGUGACGUCAUUUUACCACCAUGGUCCAAAGGUGACCCCAGGGAGUUCAUCAGAGUCCACAGAGAGGCACUUGAAUCAAACUAUGUGAGUGCGAAGUUGCACGAGUGGAUCGAUUUAAUAUUUGGUUACAAGCAGCAAGGAGCAGCUGCAGUUGAUGCAGUGAAUGUUUUCCACCACCUCUUCUAUGAAGGCAACGUUAACAUCUACGACAUCGACGAUCCUCUCAAGAAAAAUGCCAUAAUCGGGUUCAUUAACAAUUUCGGUCAAAUACCUAAGCAGUUGUUUAAGAAGCCCCACCCUUGUAAGAAGCUCUCACUCAGAACCAUGCCCGUCUUUACAUCUUAUUACAGUAUUAGUUACUCAGUCAGCGAAAAAUUGUUCUUUCAUUAUCUUGAUAACUUGAGUCCAAGUCUUCAGCCAAUAAAAGAAUUGAAAGGGGCUGUUGGUCAGAUCGUGGCUAAUGACAAGUCGUUAUUGGCAGUGGAACAGAACAAAACGCUGAUUCCAUUCAGUUACAGCAAGUACCUAGCCUGGGGCCACCCUGAUAUGAGCGUUAGGAUUGGAAAUUACGAUUCAGAAAAAGCAUUAUUAGUGGUGGAGAAUGUGGACAUGGGUGACAUACUGUGCUCAGCUUGUCCCAAUGAUAAAACAUUAUUAACUGCUGGUACAAGCACUUUUUUUGCAACAGUCGGCAAUGUUCACAACAGCAUUUCCAAGUUCAUCCGGUUAAAGAUGAUAUUUUUUGAAGAGAUGUGCAAAUUGCAGCACCGCAAAUUUGAUUCGGUUUCAGUUAUGCUAAGGACCGUUGUAAAGGUGUGGAGGUUGAACCUUCGAAAAGAUGGAGGCAGUCGUCUGCCCACCCUCCAACUUCGCAAAUGUUUGUUCGGUCACACGGAAGCGGUCACGUGUCUGACCGUCUCGUCUGCUUACAACAUCAUCAUCAGUGGCUCCAGAGAUCGAACGUGCAUCGUCUGGGACCUGAACAAGUUGUGCUUCGUCAGGCAGUUGAGAGGGCACGCCGCCCCUGUUGCGGCCAUCUACAUCAACGACAUCACGGGCGACAUAGCCACGUGUUCUGGAACGUACUUGCACAUGUGGACAGUGAACGGACAAGAGUUAGCCAACAUCAACACAGCAACCAGCAGGAACCAACAGAUCUUAUGCGUCACCAUGUCACAGAUGAAAGAAUGGGACGCAAACAACGUCAUCAUAACAGGAAACAGUGAUGGCGUCGUCAGGAUGUGGAGCUUGGAAUUCAUCGAAGUCAAAGAUGGAAAACGAAAUGCGGAAGUUUCAGAGAAUAAAAGUGCCGAGGAUGAGCGGACGACAGCAUGGAAUACGAAGGAACAACAACAGCAGCAGCCACCAGGUCAGCAGCGGCUUGAUAAAAAGAGAUUACACGAGGAAGAUGGACCAAGCAGGAGAGGUAGUUUACUGAAAGACUGGUUAGAAAAGAGUGCCGAGAAAAAGAAAAACUGGGGCGAAGAUGAUUACGAGGUGGAAGUUGGGUCAGGAAUAUCAGGCAGAUCGGAAUGGGAUCCAAUCUUUAAUAAGGAUAAAAUAAUUAGAAAAGAGAGGUCAUUCACUCCUUCGCCUUUAUCAGCAGAGGCUCUCAGAGCUGUACGACCUCUUUCUGGUUGUGAUGGAAAUCAAAGUGCUGACUCCAUGGAACUGCCUGCAUCCGCGGACACGUCGUUGGACAGUGCUAACAAGGAGAGAGACACGUCGUCCUCAUCAUCGUACAGCAAGGAGUUUUGCAUUAUCACUGAUGAGGAAAUUAAAGAAAUACCUCAACACUUGUCGGCGCCACAGAAGUUACAAAAGUCACCAGUCCAGAAAAAGAUUGGAUUGAGGGAAGGUUUCAAGUGGCAAAGGCAGUUGGUAUUUAGAAGCAAGCUGACGAUGCACACAGCUUUUGAAAGGAAAGAUAAUCGUGACCCCGCUGCCAUUACUGCUCUCUCUAUCUCCAGGGAUCACAAAACACUGUACGUGGGUGAUGCGAAGGGCCACAUAUAUAGCUGGUCUGUGAUGGACCAGCCUGGAAGGGCGGUGGCCGACCAUUGGGUGAAGGAUGACGGGGGUGAUUCGUGCCAGGAAUGCAGCGUCAAGUUCACAUUUUCUGAACGCAGACACCACUGCAGAAACUGUGGCCAGUUAUUCUGCUCAAAGUGUAGCCGAUUUGAGAUUGAUAUAAAACACUUGAAGACAACCAAACCUGCUCGUGUUUGCCAACACUGCUACUCUCUUCUUAGAACCCAACAAUCAACUGAUACAGAUUAAUGUUGCUGAUUGAUUGAUUGAUUGAUUGAUUGAUUGAUUGAUUGAUUGAUUGAUUGAUUGAUUGAUUGAUUGAUUGAUUGAUUGAUUGAUUGAUUGAUUGAUUGAUUGAUUGAUUGAUUGAUUGAUUGAUUGAUUGAUUGAUUGAUUGAUUGAUUGAUUGAUUGAUGGAUUGAUUGAUUGAUUGAUUGAUUGAUUGAUUGAUUGAUUGAUUGAUUGAUUGAUUGAUUGAUUGAUUGAUUGAUUGAUUGAUUGAUUGAUUGAUUGAUUGAUUGAUUGAUUGAUUGAUUGAUUGAUUGAUUGAUUGAUUGAUUGAUUGAUUGAUAUAUAAUUAGUGAUCAGUCACUGAAAUUUCAAAUUGUCUCCUAUCCUCAUUGAAACCUACCCGUAGAACUGAUUUGGUUACACUCAUUUUUGUUAUUAACUGAUAAAAUAACAAAACUUAAUACGAACCUUUUAUUAAUACGCUUGUACUGACAUAUUUUUAUAAAUAAAUUUAAUAAAU